GUCAAAAGUAACACCGCUCCUAACCAAAACAACUGACGAUUAUUCAAAUAUUGAUACCAGCUAAGAAAUAAAAUCAACAUCCUCUACGUAAAUCUGCAAAGAUCACCAAAUCACAAUGCCAGUCACGCGACCACCGAUGAGCAGUGAUGAGGAAGAGGAUCAGGAUGACUUUUAUGAUGGAUUUUCAUUUGGAAACGAGUUUGAUAGACCUGCCCGGGAAGCAACACAAAACCAAUGGAUUUUAAAGAAACAGAAAGAAGACGACGAGCACGAUAGAAUUUUGUUCACUGUUAAGAAUGGGGACGUUGAAGGUUUGAAACAGGAAUUAUUGAAAAAAUACGGCAGUGAGGCCAGAAUACAGUACGAUGAAUAUCUCAAAGACGGUUGGACAAUAUUGCUGCAUGCUGUUGCAUGUUUGCAACGGGACAUCGUUACAUACUUACUAUCAAAAGGGGCGAAUCUCAAUUGCGAAGCAGGCUCAAUGACUCCGUUGAUGGUUGUGUGCGACCUCGAAAUAUGUCCCAGUCAGAUUGACGAUAUUCUGGACAUGACAAAAUUAUUGCUCGAUCAAGGAGCUGUUGUUAACGUUCGCAAUGAGACAGGAUACACACCGUUUAUGUACGCUUGUGAGAAGGGCAACAAAGACAUUGUCACUCUUCUAACGGAUUUUUCUGCAAUCGAUGCAACUGACAAUUUUGGAAAGACGGCCCUACAUUAUGCUGUCGAAAAUAAGCACUUUGACAUCGUUGAAAUGCUUAUAAAUGUAGGCGCCGAUAUCGAGGUGUGCGAUAGAGAUGGACUUAAGCCGCGUGAUGUGGCUGUGUCGCUUGGCCUAAGAGACAUUGAAGAACUAUUUCCUGAAGAAAUUCUGGACUUUCUGCCUACAUCAGCAGAACAAUACGAAACAUUCGAAGAUAUUGCACCUUCAAUCUUCCCAGACCAUAAACAGGCAGCGUAUUCUCAAGAUAUUCCGAAAAUGCUGAGAGGCAUGAGAGUGGACAAUAUUGCCAAACAUGUCUACGAAUCAAACAUAAGUUUGGCUGAUUUUCUGACCAUAGACGAUGCAGGUUUGCAGACAAUUGGUAUUGAAUUUGAGUAUCAGCGGAAACGAAUUCUGCUUGGGCUGCUAAAGUUUCACGGGCAUCCGUUCUCACCGAAAUCGAUUGAACUGGUGUCGAAGAAAAAACAGAAAAACAUGUACGAGUAUUAUGAAAUGUAUGCCGGUUACUUGAAGCACUUGGUCAUGAUGGAGAGUGGUCUCACUUACUUGAACAAAAUUGGUGGACUAAAGAAUGUGCACAAGGGAAACGUUGACGAAAUGCUUGCAUUGACUAAAGACAUCCAAAAAGAUGUGGUUUCGUUGAUGAAACGAGUCCAACAAAUAUCGAUUAAUUCAACCAAAAAUCCGCUGUACAUUGCGCCAGCCACAAACGAAAGAACGAAUAUUCUCAGACCAUUGCUUAAGUACUCGGUGAUCAUUGGAAUGGGAAUAUUCAUCAGCUGUAAGCUGAACAAACUGGUUCACUGAGUGCAAACAGCAGAGCUGUCUUAAUUAAUAAGCACCGACAAGUGACCUUCAAAUGAAACGUUUUUUUUUCUUAUUCGAUUUUUACAUAAAUUUCACUUUUUCUAUUCAA
Molecule: messenger RNA, 1637 nt
Organism: Bradysia coprophila
Lineage: Eukaryota; Metazoa; Arthropoda; Insecta; Diptera; Sciaridae
Product: ankyrin repeat, SAM and basic leucine zipper domain-containing protein 1
Cellular component (GO): pi-body
Molecular function (GO): protein binding
Source: RefSeq, a predicted model, not a curated record